UGUUGUAGAUCGACGACUUGAAAAACUUGAUCUGGUUAUAGAGCAGUAGAUUAUAGGCCUAUAUAUUUAACUCGAAUCACUUGGUCAAAACCAGAGUUUAGCAAGAGUCGUGACGAGUAAAAUACUCAACUUUCUAUACGACAACAAGGUCAGAAUUGUAUGCGAGUCGUUUGACUUUAACGAAAAGAAAAGUUUAUUUUCUUUUGUCACAUAAUGACGACAUAUUAUUAACCAGGAAAUACCUGCACUGCACACAACCUGAACUCACGGAAUUUUUGAAUGAAGGUAUUAAGAAGAGGAGAACAAUGGCGGAAUCUUCACCAAAAUCACCACAGGCCAGGAGAAAUAGUCUGGAUAGACCUCCAAUAAGCCUGACAUCCUCUAGUAGUUCACUCUCAGAGGAGCUGCAGUGCUCAAUCUGUCUGGAUGUGUUUACUGAUCCAGUCACCACUCCAUGUGGACACAACUUCUGUAAAUGCUGUUUGAAACUGUGCUGGGACAUGAGUCAAGAUUAUCUCUGCCCACUCUGUAAAGAAACAUUUAAUAAAAGGCCUGAUUUCAAAAUUAACACAGCCUUUACACAAAUUGUGCAGCUCUUUAAGGAAAUGUCUGCUCAGACAAAAUCGGAGGUUCUGUGUGACAUGUGUGAGGAUAAAAAGAUUAAAGCCCUGAAGUCCUGCCUGGUGUGUCAGAUCUCUUACUGUGAAACUCACCUGGAGCCUCAUAAGAGAAUCCCAAAUUUAAAGAAACACAAACUAAUCGAUCCUGUGAAGAAGCCUGAGGACUAUAUAUGCCAGAAACAUGAGAAACCUCUGGAGAUGUUCUGUAGAGAUGAUCAGACUUAUGUGUGUUUACUGUGUGCUGUGACAGAUCACAAGACUCACAACACUGUUGCUCUAGAGGAAGAAAGUGAAGAGAGGAAGCCUCACCUGAUGAAGAUGCAGACAGAUGUACGGCAGAUGAUCCAGGACAGAAUAAAGAGAAUUCAAGACAUUAAACACUUAGCAGAAAUGGGAAAUAAAAGCUCAGGGAAAGAGAAAGCAGACAGUGUUCAGCUCUUCACUGCUCUGAUCAGAUUUGUAGAAAGAUGUCAGGCUGAGCUGAUAGAGAUGAUGGAGCAGAAGCAGAAAGCAGCAGAGAAACAUGAGGAAGAUCUCAUUGAAGGUCUGGAGCAGGAGAUCAUUGAGCUGAAGUGGAGAGACAGUGAGCUGGAGAACCUUUUACGUACUACAGAUCAUCUUCACCUCCUGCAGAUUUAUCCAUCACUGUGUGGCCCAAUAUAUACCAACAACUGGCCUGAAAUCAGUGUUCCCGACACCAAGCUGAGUGUAGAACCUCUGGUGAGAGCUCUGACUAAACUACAGAAGACUCUAGACGAGAAGCUCACUGAAACUGUGCUAAAGACAGUGAAGCAUUAUGCAGUUGAUGUGAAUCUGGAUCCUGACACAGCUUUUCCAAAUCUCAUCCUGUCUGAUGAUGGAAAAGAAGUAAGAUGGGGAAACAUCAAACAGAACCUUCCGGACAACCCAGAGAGGUUUGACUACUGUAGCUGUGUGCUAGCAAAAGAGGGAUUCUCCUCAGGAAGAUUUUAUUUUGAGGUGCAGGUAAAAGAAAAGAAUAAUUGGGAUCUAGGAGUGGUCAGAGAAUCCAUUUGCAGAAAGGGAGCGGUCAUACUGGCUCCUCAGAAUGGAUACUGGACGGUCGUUCUAAGAAAUGGAAAGCAGUAUAAGGCUUAUGAGUCUCCCUCUCUUUCUCUUUCUCUGAGAGUGAAGCCGCAGGUUGUUGGGGUGUUUGUGGAUUACAAGGAGGGUCUGGUCUCCUUCUAUGAUGUGGAAUCCAGGUCUCAUAUCUAUUCUUUUACUGGUCAGUGUUUCACUGAAAAACUUUAUCCUUACUUUAGCCCUGAUAAUGAUAGAGUUGGUGAAAAUGCAGCCCCACUGAUCAUCUCACAAAGUAAAGUAGUGAAGUGAGACACAUAAUCAAUCAUAGAAAAGCCAUAUGAUUUUCACCUGUUUAAAAACGUGAUACUUUCCAAUGUAAAAUACCCACAGGUGAAAUCAUAUGUGAAAACCAUGUGAAAUUUAUGUGGAUUUAUAUCAUUAUCUGUAUAUUCUUUUAUUACUUAAUAUAUAAGCAACAAGUUAAUCCAUUCUGGAUGGAUGAUGACAGUGUUUUGGUAAACUAUGUGUUAAUGGUAAACACGGACAGACAUUACAUUUUAAUGCUGGAAGUAAUUCAACGUAUCCAUCAUAAAAGUAUCAUUCUUAAGCCAAACCUCAAAGUUCAGUCUAAAAUUUAGAAUUCAGGCAGGCAGAACUCUACCUCUCUUGAGGUGGACUGGCUGUCUAUUACUGUAAACCCUGAUAAGUUAAGAUAACUCAAAACAUUUGUGGAAACUUAUUACCACAAAACUUUUGAGUUGAUAACUCAAUUCUUUUGAGUAAAGAACACUAAACACAUAAGUAUAGUAAACUCAAAAGAAUUAAUUUUGAAUAAACUUAUUUUACAUUUACUUGAGUUUCACUUAACUAUGUUGUCAUGAAGGAACAACAGCCAAUUACAGUUGUAGUAUUACCAAUGUAAUGCCUUCAGAUCAAAAUCUUGUUGUUUUCUGUUUUCCUCGUAAGCAAAUGCUCUACUCGUCUGCACAAUGGCAACCUCAUUAAAAUCACUAAUGUCACAAAACUCUUUAAAUAACAGAAUAGAACAUAAUACUAAACAUAUUUAAGCCUCCUCCCAUUGUAAUUUUGAUAUAAAUACAUAAAAUAACACUUUAUUUCGAGAUUUACUUCCAUUUUUCAGUCCACACAAAGCAUGCUGGGAAUAGCUCUGACGUCACUGGAAGAUAUAAUUACAAUUUUUGAGUUAAGUGACUUCUUAUUCUUGUGUCCCUGGAACUCAAAAUAUCAAAAUAGUUAAACGCACUUAAAAGUUGUAAGAUAAAUGAACUUUUUCACAGUUUUGAGUACAGUUUGCUUAUUUUUAAUGAGUAGAUUAUACUGUUCGGGAAUACAGUGGGGUUUACCCAGCCUGUGGCCAAAGAUGGGGGGAUAGGCUACAGCACAAUACCCCCCCCCGCGCCACCCCCCUCCGAACAACUUGCAGAGGACGAGCAGGUUUGGAGAAUGGAUGGAACUUUAGCAAUUUGUGUUCAGCUUGUCUAUAAUUAAAAGUAGAAAUUAAUGUCCUACUGAAUGCUUCAAUAAAAGUUAAAUUGUAAUAAG
Triplophysa rosa is the source of this 3224-nucleotide messenger RNA. Its product is annotated as E3 ubiquitin-protein ligase TRIM39-like. NCBI's taxonomy places the organism in Eukaryota, Metazoa, Chordata, Actinopteri, Cypriniformes, Nemacheilidae. The transcript is spliced from 8 exons. Gene Ontology annotation, molecular function: protein binding; zinc ion binding. Bases 306 to 1970 code for a protein of 554 amino acids. The record is from RefSeq and is a predicted model, not a curated record.